Rhopilema esculentum is the source of this 1824-nucleotide messenger RNA. NCBI's taxonomy places the organism in Eukaryota, Metazoa, Cnidaria, Scyphozoa, Rhizostomeae, Rhizostomatidae. The record is from RefSeq and is a predicted model, not a curated record.
AUGACAAACCCUGAGCAAUGGAGAUAUGUUCCCACGAAGGAUAAUCCUGCUGAUCACUUGACAAGAGAGAUGGUAGCAUCUGCGUUGGCAAACAGUGAGCAAUGGUGGAAAGGACCAGAAUUCUUGGAAAUGGCUGAGGAUGAAUGGCCUAAUAAUCAAUUUGAGAUGUCAAUGGAAGCAGUAUCGGAGCAGAAGAAGUCUGGUCGUUCAAAGAUGAAGUCCGUAACAGAAAAUCAUGAAGAGAAACAAUCAUUGUUUGCUGAUGCAGUUAGCAAAAAGAAAUCUACGACUGGUGAACAAGUGGAACCAAGUAAACUGAUGAAAGCGGGUAAGGAGAAUUCUUGGUAUUUGGAUCCUUCUCAUUUUUCAAGCUGGCUUCGACUUACAAGACUUGUAGCAUGGGUUUGCCGUUUCUUGGACAACUGUCGAACAGCAAAAAAAGAAAGAAUUAAUGGAGAAUUGACAUAUGAAGAGAUCAAAGAUGCAGAAAUUCAUAUCAUUCGAGACGUGCAGCAAAAUGCAUUUGCAACCGAAUACCAGCAACUGUUGAAAGGAAAGCAAAUGAAGAGUGACAGCAAAUUGAUUGUGUUACAGCCACGAAUCGAUGAAGAUGGACUUCUACGGUGUAAUGGAAGAUUGAGGUAUGCUGACUUCCUGCCAUACGAUGCAAAAUAUCCUAUUAUUCUACCAAGGAAGAACUGGGUUACAAAGCUGAUCGUGAAAUUCUAUCAUGAAAAGGAUCAUCAUGCAGGUGGCACAAAUCAGACAUUGGCAGCUAUUUCGAGUCGUUUUUGGAUAAUUUCAGCAAGAGAAGAGAUAAGAGAAUGGGAAAACGAAUGCAACUGGUGCAAAAGACGAAAGGCGAGGGCAUGCAGUCAGAUCAUGGCACCCCUACCAAGCAUUAGAUUGGCAAUGUCAUUGCGAGCCUUUGAAAGAGUAGCUGUAGAUUAUGGAGGACCAUUCAUCACCAUGCAAGGGAGAGGUAAGCGAAGAGAAAAACGAUAUCUUUGUCUUUUCACAUGCCUAGCUACCAGAGCAGUACACUUGGAAAUGGCAUUUGCCCUGGAUACUGAUUCAUUCUUGAAUGCCUUUUAUCGAAUGGUGAGUCGUCGUGGGAAGCCUGAAGAAGUUGUUUCUGACAAUGGUGGCAAUUUCGUAGCAGCUGACAAGGAGCUACAGGAGCUCGUUAAAAGAUUGGACCAGAAUCGAAUCAUCCAGAGUGCUGCAAAUCGUGGUAUCAAAUGGCAUUUCAAUCCUCCUUUGUCACCACAUUUUGGAGGAGCUCAUGAAAUUAUGAUCAAGGCAGCAAAACGUGCGUUGAAAGGAAUCCUGACAGAUGCAAAUGUGUCCGAUGAAGAGUUGAUGACUGCCAUCACAGGAGCAGAAUCGUUGCUGAAUUCAAGACCGCUGACAUACCAGACAGCAAAUGUGGAUGAUGAUGUGCCUUUGACCCCGAAUCACUUUCUCCAUGGCCAAAUGGGAGGCAGAUUUGCACCAGAAACGGUAGACCAGACAAUGUUCAGUCCAAGGAAACGAUGGCGACGUGUUCAAGAACUGGUGAAGCACUUCUGGCAACGUUGGUUGAAAGAAUGGCUACCAGGACUAAAUCCAACGACAAAAUGGCACAAAGAGAAGAAAAAUUUGAAGGUAGGGGAUAUUGUUAUUGUUAUAUCGCCUGAUAGCCCCAGAGCUCAUUGGCCCCUUGCAAAAGUCACCCAAGUAUUUCCUGGAAAAGAUGGAAAAGUGAGAGUGGCACAAGUACAACUGGGAAAAAAGCUAUUGCAGAGACCAGUGACAAAAUUAUGCCUUUUGGAGCAUUGUUGA